This is a messenger RNA of Anopheles nili, 417 nucleotides long. Its product is annotated as serine protease inhibitor swm-1-like. NCBI's taxonomy places the organism in Eukaryota, Metazoa, Arthropoda, Insecta, Diptera, Culicidae. The transcript has 3 exons. The record is from RefSeq and is a predicted model, not a curated record. The coding region runs from base 1 to 417 and encodes 138 amino acids.
AUGGCUGCCGCAUCCUGUAUACCAUAUCCACCGGUUUGCCCAGCGAACGAAGAGUAUAAUGAGUGUGGAACGGCGUGUCCGCAAACCUGCCACCCUACGAAAAUAUUAUGCAUAAAAAAAUGCGUUGAAGGAUGCUUUUGCAAGGAAGGAUAUGUACGGGAUGACAACGGGAGAUGCAUUCCUUUUUGUGAAUGCCCGAGGCCUUGUCCGUGCUCGUAUCCCGUGAAACAUGAAUGUGGUCCCGAUGAGGUAUAUUCCAGCUGCGGUUCUGCCUGCCAGAAGAACUGCAACACUCCUCCAAAUAUGGCUUGCACCCUGCAGUGUGUCGAAGGAUGCUUCUGCCGACCCGGAUACAUCCGUGAGACCGAACAUGGCAGGUGCAUUCCGGAGUGUGAGUGUCCCAACUACUACAAAUGA